AUGCAGGGAAAUCGUGCAACAGCAUUGGGAUCCUCAGCGCCCCGCAGCAGUCCAGGUUCAAGCGAGAGGACAGUUCUGCAGCACCUGGUAGAGAGAAGGGGACACAUCCUUUUGUUGGCUCCGAAGUGUCACCCAGAGGUAGCGGGGGUAGGGACCAAGUACUCGUGGGGUUUAUCCAAGCAAAAGUUUCGGCGGAAGAUCAAUGAUGAGGUCCCGAAGCACUUGCACGCGAACAUCGAAAAGUCGCUGUGCACCGACAAGUACUUGACGGUCGGUCGGGUGCGGCGCUUUGCCCGGCGGACACGAGAUCACUGCCGGGCUUACCGCGACAUUGCGCUGAGCGGGGGAUUCAUCAUGAGCAAGGAUUUCAUCGAGAAGAUGCGCAAGAACCAAAAGGCCCACCGCAACAUUUUGGACAUGGAAACUAGUUUUCUUGGCGACCAGUAAAAAAACGUCGGCCGGCC
Messenger RNA from Ectocarpus sp. CCAP 1310/34, 464 nucleotides. The record is from the annotation of a GenBank genome assembly. NCBI's taxonomy places the organism in Eukaryota, Phaeophyceae, Ectocarpales, Ectocarpaceae.